GCAUACAAUCUGACAGUGACUGAAUGGAGGGCCCCUGGAAUUCGGGGCCCCCCAGGGCAGUUUUCUUCUUCUUCAUGACUCAAUAUGUGACUUUUUGCGUGACGCCAACGUUCAGCGACAGUAACACAACUGCAUUGAAGGAUCACAUUUCCUGUAAAUCCGAUUUAAAAACAAAAUGUUGGAUUAUUCCACCAGGAUGGAGUCUUUAAAGCAGACCCCAGAAGAGAAUGUACAACAAAAUAUAAAUAAUGCGGUUACUUUAUACGACUGUUAAAGUGUCUGCCAUUGCAAUAAAAGACACAAAGGCGUCAAGGAGGCUGUAAAAGUCACCUUGUACUGCUUCUGCUUCAGACUAUUCGAUUCCAAAAUAUGUUCUACUUACUUGUGAGUGCAGAUAUGAGCAUGUUUCCAUCCUUAAUGAGGUCUUUGAUAAACCUGUUGGUUCGGUCCAGUUCGAUCUCAUGGCACUGGAGCCUCUCUCGGAACUCCGGGCUGUCCAGGAAAGAGUCGCUGAACUCCAGCGUCGGCAAGCCCAUGUCUGGCUCGGCGAAAGACGGCGAUCGGGGCUCCACAAAGUCGGGGGAAAAGUAUGUCUUCACGGUGUCCUGCUGUCCUGGAAGGCUUCGGGGUCAGACGUUUGCUCCACUUGAUCUUUUUUCAUUCCGUUCUUGCCUUUUUCCUCCUCACGACUUCCGGAGCAGCGAUGACAGCAUUGAAGCUAGCCUAGACCAGAAAGGCUGGAACAUGCACAUCAUGUUCGGAGGAACCCUGAGGAAAAACCUGACUGACACUGCCAAACCACUACUUCACCGGUACUUCACUAAGUACUGACUGUCCAGCCCAGAGCGGCAACAUAUAAGACGGCAGCAGGCUGAACAUGGCCUGUCAAUCACGCAGACGCUAUGAGACGCCAUGGCGACCGAUCUAAACAUGCCUCGAGUACACCGCAGAGGCUCAGUACUGCAUCCUGUUCUCCAGCAAGCGGCAGCAUGGAACCAUCAAACCAAAUGUACAUGGAGAACCUUCAACACUCACGUCACCAUCAUAACUUCUUUCUACGGGCUCGACCUUACAGGGGGGAGCUGCCCACAGUGGCAGGCUUUCUCCUCUACCCAGAUACCCCAGCCAAGAUGGAGAGCACAUCACAUGAGGCCUUCAGCUUCAGGACUGUCCCACGGCAAGACAAAGACGAACACAGGUACCAGAACUCACAGCAGGAGACCACGCCCCAUUCUCACACAUCAUCCUCCAGACAGACAGGAAGUGGACACGGCAGCAGACAUGGCCGACCAGCAGAGGACGAGCAAGCGGAAACGAUGCUGUCUCAGUAUCAGAAGGACUUCCCUCCUCCGUCCUCGUGGCGCAGGAGGACGACCCCAGCUCUCCCACAGCCGGAUAACAUCGGCAUCAACCCGGCUUUCAGGAUCGACUUCAGGACAGUCCAGAGGGACACGUUCCCCAACUGGCCCAAAACCGAGACGGACAUGGAAAGAUCUUCUAAAACGCACUGACCAUCAACGCGACAGACUUUAAAAGACCUUGUCACCGCUCCUUGCUCGGAUUGUAACGCCAUGUUUGAUUCCAAAAUGAACAUAAUACAGAAUAAACUAUGUGCUUUUAUUUGAA
Messenger RNA from Doryrhamphus excisus (bluestripe pipefish), 1626 nucleotides. The record is from RefSeq and is a predicted model, not a curated record. NCBI's taxonomy places the organism in Eukaryota, Metazoa, Chordata, Actinopteri, Syngnathiformes, Syngnathidae.